Sarcophilus harrisii (Tasmanian devil) is the source of this 5896-nucleotide messenger RNA. It is a transcript of the gene DCAF8, whose product is annotated as DDB1 and CUL4 associated factor 8. The transcript is spliced from 14 exons. The record is from RefSeq and is a predicted model, not a curated record. Gene Ontology annotation, cellular component: cytoplasm; Cul4-RING E3 ubiquitin ligase complex. Gene Ontology annotation, molecular function: protein binding. The coding region runs from base 260 to 2062 and encodes 600 amino acids. NCBI's taxonomy places the organism in Eukaryota, Metazoa, Chordata, Mammalia, Dasyuromorphia, Dasyuridae.
AAGAUGGCGGCGGCAGCGGUGGCAGCGGACCAGGCGGCCCGGCCCGGAGCAGCCAGAGCAGCCGCUGGCAGGAGGAUGCCCCGAAGCGGGGAGCAGGGCGCCGAGCCUCGCCGGCUCCCGGGCUUGUAACCGCCCCAGCCGGACACCCCCUGACCUGCUCGUCCUUCAGUGAAUCUACAGAGCUAUUUUCUCAGGAGUCCAGCCAGGCCUUACUUCAGCCAUAAAGUGGGAAGGCUGGCUACAACAAAUACAAUUCAAGAUGUCUGGUAAAGGGAGCAGCACAGAUGGCAAAACAGACCUUGCGAAUGGAAGCUUAUCCAGCAGUCCAGAGGAAAUGUCUGGGACAGAAGAGGGGAGAGAAACAUCUUCAGGCAUCGAGGUCGAAGCUUCAGACCUAAGCCUGAGCCUAACUGGGGAUGACGGGGGUGGCCCCAACCGUACCAGCACAGAAAGCCGAGGCACAGAUACAGAGAGCUCAGGGGAGGACAAGGACUCUGAUAGCAUGGAAGACACUGGCCACUACUCCAUUAAUGAUGAAAACCGGGUCCAUGACCGCUCAGAGGAAGAGGAAGAGGAGGAAGAAGAAGAGGAGGAGGAAGAGGAGCAGCCCCGGCGCCGGGUUCAGCGCAAACGGGCCAAUCGUGAACAGGACUCAUCAGAUGAUGAACGAGCGCUUGAGGACUGGGUGGCCUCAGAGACAUCAGCUCUUCCCCGGCCCCGCUGGCAAGCCCUCCCAGCCCUGAGAGAGAGGGAGCUGGGCUCAAGUGCUCGUUUUGUGUAUGAAGCUUGUGGAGCAAGAGUUUUUGUGCAGCGAUUCCGUCUGCAGCAUGGGCUUGAGGGCCAUACUGGUUGCGUCAACACUCUGCACUUUAAUCAGCGUGGCACCUGGCUGGCCAGCGGCAGUGAUGACCUCAAAGUGGUGGUGUGGGAUUGGGUUCGGAGGCGACCUGUAUUGGACUUUGAGAGUGGUCACAAAAGCAAUGUCUUCCAGGCCAAGUUCCUUCCCAACAGUGGUGACUCAACUCUUGCCAUGUGUGCCCGUGAUGGGCAGGUGCGGGUAGCAGAGCUGUCCGCCACACAAUGCUGCAAGAACACCAAGCGUGUUGCCCAACACAAGGGAGCCUCUCAUAAGUUGGCCCUGGAGCCAGACUCUCCUUGUACUUUCCUAUCUGCUGGUGAAGAUGCGGUUGUCUUCACCAUUGACCUUAGGCAAGACCGACCAGCAUCGAAACUGGUGGUGACGAAGGAGAAGGAGAAGAAAGUUGGGCUAUACACAAUCUACGUGAACCCCGCCAACACUCACCAAUUUGCAGUGGGUGGGCGAGAUCAAUUUGUGAGGAUUUAUGACCAGCGUAAAAUUGAUGAGAAUGAAAAUAAUGGUGUGCUGAAGAAAUUUUGUCCUCAUCACCUGGUAAACAGUGAGUCCAAAGCAAACAUCACCUGUCUUGUGUACAGCCAUGAUGGCACAGAGCUCCUUGCCAGUUACAAUGAUGAGGACAUUUAUCUCUUCAACUCUUCUCACAGCGAUGGUGCCCAGUACAUCAAGAGAUAUAAGGGACAUCGAAAUAAUGCUACAGUGAAAGGCGUCAAUUUCUAUGGCCCUAAGAGCGAAUUUGUGGUGAGCGGCAGCGACUGUGGGCACAUCUUCCUUUGGGAGAAAUCGUCCUGCCAGAUCAUCCAGUUCAUGGAAGGGGACAAGGGAGGCGUGGUGAACUGUCUAGAGCCCCACCCCCACCUACCUGUGCUGGCCACUAGUGGUCUAGACCAUGAUGUCAAGAUCUGGGCACCUACAGCCGAGGCUUCCACGGAGCUAGCUGGCUUAAAAGAUGUGAUUAAGAAGAACAAACGGGAGCGGGAUGAGGACAGCCUGCACCACACUGACCUAUUUGACAGCCACAUGCUCUGGUUCCUCAUGCACCACCUGAGGCAAAGACGACAUCACCGGCGCUGGCGGGAGCCCGGGGUCGGGGCCACAGAUGGAGACUCAGAUGAGUCCCCCAGCUCCUCAGACACAUCGGACGAGGAGGAGGGCCCAGACCGGGUGCAGUGCAUGCCAUCCUGAGAGCCCUGAACUCCCUCGGGAGGGAUGAGUGGUAGGGAAGGGGAGGCAGCUGGGGCCAGCCUGCCAACCUGCUCUGCUUCUCAGGGGGCAUGAGGCUGCCCCUCUCCUGACCUACCCAAGGCCCUCACAUUCAGCAGCAUUGCACUUUGGACUUUUUGCUUUAGAAAAAGAAAGGCAUCCAAGGGGGAAGGACAGACCGGAGGAGGGACACAAAGCAUUAAGAUGCACAAGGGGUGGGUGGGGGGGGUUGAGCCCAGAAAUAUGGUUCGUGGAGAGGUGCACGGGACUCUGCAAAAAUGGCCUCUCCCCAAAUAUUUGCUUUUUCCUUAAUUUUUCUUUCUUUCUUUCUUUCUUUUUCUUUUUUUCUUUUUUUUUUUUUUUUUGAGCCUGUUGUGUUUUGUGUGGUUUUUUUUUGGGGGGGGGCAGUAUUACUUUUUCUCUUCCUUGUUUUUUGGGGGAAGGAGCCAAGGAAUCUUUGGCUGCUUAGUACCAAUGAAGCCAGAGUGGGAAUGGAGGGAUCACUCCUUCUCUGGUUUAGGUUUUUUGAUUUUUUUUCUUUUUUUUCCCUUUCCUUUCCUUUUCUUUUUUUUUUUUUUAAUUUUAUUUUUUUUUAAAAGCCUGGGAAAGUUGCAUUUUCUCCUCCUCUUCCCUUCACCUCCCACCCCCUCCAAUCCCUGCUUGUUCAGGGUAUUUCCACUCCUGCUAGGACUCCUGCCUCUGAGCCCCAACUAUCCCACUCACCUCUUCCCUUUUUGUCCUCCUUUACAUAUCACAGUGUUUUGCACUUGAUUUUGCCCCCUUCCUUCUCCUUUCAUCUUUCACCUCACCACCUAAAACAGGAUGGCAAAGAGGUGGGGAAAACGGAUGAGGAUGGGGGGGGAGGGGGUGUGGAUAGGAAGGAUGUUAACUUUUCUGUUAUUUUUAAGGAAAUGUAUGUUUGGCGGCGGUAAUGUCCCUUUCCCUAUCACUGUUAGAGGCCUAAUUUUAUAUCUAUAAAUAUAUUAAAAAGCAAAUCAAACUUGGAUGUCAUCAAGUUAAAAUUAUUGUCAAGGUUUAAAUAUAUGUUCUCUAUGAAUGCAAUAAAGGGACUGGGUGGGAGGGUUUUAAGGAAGGGAGUGGGAUUAGUGAUGGGGAUGACAAGUGGAGUUAGUUUCCCCUUUUUGUCCCCAACAUACAUACCUAUUUGGAGUUUUCUUUUUUGGAUCCUAGGAGUCUGGAGGAGGGGAAUCUCCCCAACUUUAGAGCACAGCUGCCAUGAGAAAUAGGCAGGGCCUCUCAUUACAACUUGGAUGCUAUCCUUCCCUUAGACCCUGAAACCUUGCCUCUGCUCAUUUUUGGUGUUUUUUGUUUUUUGUUUUUGUUUAUUUAAUUUUUUUUUUUUUUUUUUUGUUGGGGUGGUGGGGUGGUUCAGGGAAUUUGUUCUCUAAGGCCCAAAUGCUAGAUACCCAUUAGAAGCAUGACUUGACUGGACCGUAGAAAGGCUAUCACUCUUUAAAAGCUUGUUUCUUUUUCCUUUACUCACUUAGAGUGACAUAGACCUCCACAUCCCCCCCCACAUCAUCCAGCCCCUCCUCUCACCCCUUCCAGCAGGAGCCAGUGCUCCAAAAGAAAGGUGAGACUUUGAGACUUCACAGAUUCCCCUUUCCCUUGAGGACACCAAGCAGGAGGGUUCAGCCCUAUGGAAGAUGACCAGUAGCAGAGAAGAGUGGGUUGGGGAUGGGUCUCUUUGCCUAGGCAUUUUGGUCAGGAAAUAAAGAAUAAUCACAAUGGGAUUAUGACCCUGAAAUCCCUGGCCCUGGGUGUUCUUGCUGAUCUUGCUGUGCUUCCUUCAAUCCUAACUCUUCAUUGAGCCCAGCCAGGGAACACUUUCCUUUGGCCUAGAGUAGUAAAACUCCUCCUAGACCUACCCAGUUGGGAAAGAUGAAUUGGAUCAAAGAUAAGUUGGACUCUUCUCUCCCUAACACUUUACCCAGCAGCUCUCAGGCCAGAUAUUAAUUAUUCUACCCCCCUCCAUGGAGGAUGUGAGAGAAAAUUGAAUGGUCUGAGUCCCUUAUUGCUUCUAGGGUAAAGUGGGUUGGUUGGGGAAUAAAGCGCUCUGGAGUUUGUUGUAUUUUCUCUCAGUAAAAACAUUUUUUUCUGACUUUCUUUGCUGCCGUGUGUGGUAUAUGGGACCUUCAUUGAGGGCUCUUGCAUCCCUGCUUUGUGCCUGGCUCUCUGACCCCUUUUUCUACCUUCAGGGAUUCUCACAAGUGGCCUCAAAAGAGGCGUUUUAGACUCACAAAGCCCAAACCUGAGCCUGGCACUUUGUAGCUUAAUGAAGCUUAUUGGAGGGGAGCUGCUCCAACUUUACUUAGUUACCCAGACCCCUGUCAUUAAUAAAACCACAACCACAAAAGAGAGGCAGCAUUUAGUGCUGUGGGACUUGCAUGAAUCUCCAAAUUUUGACUUCUCACAGAUACUCCAGAACCAUAGUUUUUUCAAUACAAUCACCUUUAUUCCAGGGUUAGAACAAGGUCGGGCACACUGCAGACAAAAGGGGCACAAGGAAGUGGGGUAACUCUCACUGCAGUGCAGGAGAGUGGGAGGGUUAGUUUUUUUUUUUUUUUUAAUCUGAGAGAAAUCAAGGGACAGGGAAUUUUAAAUGAAAGUGACCCUGCCUUCGUUCCCUCCCCCCCACUCUCAGCAAAGGAUGGGGUGGCACCCCUCCAACCCCAACAUUAUGUACCCCCUAACAUAGGAAGUAAGAGCUCAUUUCUCUUCCCAAUCCCACCAAUCUCUUGUUGCUUUGGGGAAAAGGAGCCAGAGCCCCCUUAACUCCUAGGGAAAAGCCAGGUAGGACUAAGGGGUCUCAGGAAGGUCCUUAAGGCAAAACCGCGGAGUGUGUAGAGGUGUUUGUUAAGGCAGGUAUCUGCAGCAGUGGCAGGAUGGAGAAGCUGGGUAUAGAAAUUGGGGUAUUUGGGGUAAUGGGUAACCUCCAGCCCUCUGGCUUCUUCCUUCUUCCAAUAGCUGGCUUAUCCCUCUCACUUUCUUCCUACUCUUACUUCCUCCCUAAAAGCAUCACAUACAAAAACCUACUCUAAAUCCACUCUAGGCUUGAAUGUUUUUUUUUUUUUUUUAAUUGUCUUCUCUUCUAUUUUGGCAACCCUUCUAUGCCACCCCACCUCCCCCCACCCCCAAGCUCUCUGGUCUGACCUAGACAAUAAGUUAACGCUAGAAACCACAAAAGGGCAAACAUGGCAGUGCGGGUUUAAUAUACAUAUAUGUAGAAUAUAUAUGUACACACAGUUAGCACGGUCAGGGUAGGGAGGGGCAUCUUGGGGUCCAUAGGCUAGGGUCAGUACCCCCUAGUGGUUUGGCUAGGAAGUGGCCAUAAACACAAGGGGGCCAGGAAAUGGGGCCAAGUGGAGGAGUGAUCCGUGUUCCCCCUACCAAAAUGAGCCGGGUCUCUUGCCUGGGGUGCAGAAUUAGUGCAAAAGAAAAUACUGUCGUUUUCCCCCUCCCCUUAACUAUUGUCUGGGGAUAUCCCAAGGGUAACUUGGUGAUAGGGGUAACUCCACGUUAGCCAAUGGUGGGGGCAUGGGCCCUGAAAGUAGAGGAUAGAUUGGGAUUGGAACCCGUAGGCCCAAAAAAGCCCCAAGUUGGAGUGUUUUUUGGAGGGAGGACUGGUUGAGGAUAGUCUUCCUCAGGUUCACUGUGAAAGUCACCAAAGAGGAAUGGAGGAACAAAGAAGGGGCUCUUUGCUAUUCCCCUUCAUUCUUGGCUUCCUACCAACUCUGGCUUUCAAGAGUGGAAAGCAAACAGGGGCUUCAACUUUAAGAACUUUUAUACCCAUCU